GAUGAUCUGCUCACGUGGAUCAGUGGUGAGUUUUUGGUCUGCAGGGGUGGUGGGUUGGGUGUCCGAAGUAGUGGGUGUGGGAAAGCUGGCAUUGCCCCCGUGGGGAUUUUCUUGCCUUCUCCAGACAUGACCUCCAGCGCAGACAUCCCGGUUGACAGCGCGGAGAUCGAUGAUAUCCUGACGUGGAUCAGCAACGGUGAGUUCAGGGGCUGCAGAGCAGGCGGGGAUGUCUGCUCCGAGUGGCUGUGGGAAAGCUGGCAUUGCCCCCUUGGGGAUUUCUUCCUUUUCCCAGAAGGGACACCCAGCUCAGGCAUUCCAGAUGACAGCAUGGAACUCGACGGUUUGCUCAGCUGGAUCGUUGAAGCGUCGAGUCCUCGGGAGGUCCCCCAGCAGGCGUUCCCAGCCGUCCCCAGCAGGCUCAGCACCUCUCCUUUCACCAGAGCCCUCCGUGACCGUCCCAGCGGCAGCAGGGAGCUCAGCGGAGAGGCGCAGGCUGACGCCGGGCCCCUCAGCGAGCCGUUCUCGGGGCAGCCAGCAUCCUCUGGGCAGCUCUCUGAGCCGCUGCCCUGCGGGCAUCUGAUGGAAGAGGCGCGGCAGAGGCAGCCCCGGGUGGUUCUCACCCGCCUGGCACUGCCACCUGGCUGCAUCUCCUGCCACGUGCCCGACAACCACCGCGGGGACGGCAGCGAGCCGGCCGAGUGCCCAACGCCCGCCUGCACCACCAGGAAAGGCAAGAGCAGAGGGCACGAGCAGCGCACUGGCCGCAUCCCAAGCAGAAAGAGGAAGGUGCCGCUGGGCCAGGACGCUCCAGGACAGAAACGCCGGCGCUAGGCGAAGCUGGGUGGGCUCAGCCCGAGCAGGAGCGUCCGCAGAAACCGGCCCACGUGGUGCAGCAGGAGACACGGCCAUAGCCAACAAAGACGGCUCCCUGCAGCCCUGGGCUCCUCGCCGGCCCCCGCGGCGCACAGAGAGCAGCGGCAGUGCUCCAGGGGCACCAGCACCGGCCCCAGCCCUACCCCUCCAAACCUGGGCUGUCCACCAACACCACCUUC
Gallus gallus (chicken) is the source of this 1052-nucleotide messenger RNA. RefSeq lists its product as uncharacterized. Lineage: Eukaryota; Metazoa; Chordata; Aves; Galliformes; Phasianidae. The transcript has 2 exons. The record is from RefSeq and is a predicted model, not a curated record. Bases 127 to 831 code for a protein of 234 amino acids.